Racocetra persica is the source of this 619-nucleotide messenger RNA. The record is from the annotation of a GenBank genome assembly. Lineage: Eukaryota; Fungi; Glomeromycota; Glomeromycetes; Diversisporales; Gigasporaceae.
AGAAGAACCUGGGCAAGGCAGUAACUCUUGCAGAACCAAGUUAGACAAGACAGUAACUCUCACAGAACCAAGCUGUAAAGACAGCAACUUUUCAAAAGAAUUGGCAUUGAAGAUGGAAGUGGAAUUGAUAGAUAAAAAGGAUAAAGUAAAGAACGUGGUUAGUACUAUUGAUAAUAAUGAAUCAAAUGAAUUAGAAAAGAACAAAGAAUUUCUAAUGAAAUCAACAAUCUUGGAUGAAGCGAUCAAGAUCAGUAUAGCAUUAGGGUCAAAAAAUGAGCUUGUAAUCUUUGAAUAUGGUGUAAAAGAUGAUGAUGAUGGUAAUAAUGUAAAUAAGGAUAAUACAAUAGACCGUUGUAAUGAAGCAGGAGUUGACCAAGAUAAAAAUCGAAUUGGAGCAUCAAGUGAUGAAAGAUCUGGCAAAGGUGAAAAUAGGACUAAUAGUUUAAAGAAAGGAUUAAUGAAUGAACGAACCGAUAGUGAUAGAAUGUUGAUCAAAAAGGUGUUUGCUUUGUAUGAUUCCAGAGGUAGAUAUCAACGUGAUAUGGAUCAUAAUGCUGAAGUAGUACUGGAAGGAAAUUUGAAUAUUAGUGUUGUAUAUGAAAAAUAUGUAAUGAUAGUG